Molecule: messenger RNA, 4214 nt
Organism: Aspergillus heteromorphus CBS 117.55
Lineage: Eukaryota; Fungi; Ascomycota; Eurotiomycetes; Eurotiales; Aspergillaceae
Product: carbamoyl-phosphate synthase (glutamine-hydrolyzing) CPA2
Exons: 3
Coding region: 298-3816 (1172 amino acids)
Biological process (GO): UTP biosynthetic process; 'de novo' pyrimidine nucleobase biosynthetic process; L-citrulline biosynthetic process
Cellular component (GO): cytoplasm; cytosol
Molecular function (GO): ATP binding; aspartate carbamoyltransferase activity; dihydroorotase activity
Source: RefSeq, a predicted model, not a curated record
CUUAACCCCAUCUCGUCUUCCUUGACAAGUCCGUCUGGACAUUCAUCUCCCUUGAGUCCUCCCCUGUGUCGUGGGCGUGUGGCAUAAACCGGGACGUAUUCAAGGUUCUUGAUCCACGGCCGUCAAGGAAAAAAAUUCCCACAGUCCCGGUCCAAAAGCGGAGAGAGUCUCCAUAUCUAUCCUCCUCCCUCCCUCUCCGCGCCGUAGAGGGUAACUCUCCCUCUCAAUUGACUCAUCCCAACCACCCUCCUCCCUUUACUCUUCUCUCCCCUUUCCUUCACACCAGCGCAGCGCGCAAUGGUUCUCGCCGCUCGUUGCGGGCAGGCUACGUCCGCCCUUUUGCGUCAGCGGUGUCUGGCCGAGUCUCGUCGUUCGGCCCUCGCUCUGCGCCCAUUCUCCUCCCAGACCACGGCGCACUCCGCGGCCUCGAGUCUCAGAUUGCAGAAGGCCCCCUCGCCAUGGUGCCCCCAGCAGCUGCGCUCCUUCUCUAGUGCCCUCCGCCGCCUGGCCUCGGAGUCCCCCAACGCCCCCUCCGCCGACAGCUACCUCGCCAGCGGGAUCGUGAAGCCCGGUGGCAACCUGGUCGAUGUCAAGAAGGUCCUGGUCAUCGGUAGUGGUGGUCUGAGCAUUGGACAGGCCGGAGAGUUUGAUUACUCUGGCUCCCAGGCUCUGAAGGCCCUCAAGGAGGCCGGCGUGCAGUCCGUCCUGAUCAACCCCAACAUUGCGACCAUCCAGACCGAUCACAAGCUCGCUGACGAAGUGUACUACCUGCCGGUUACCCCCGAGUAUGUCACUUAUGUCAUUGAGCGCGAGAGACCCGAUGGUAUCUUCCUGUCUUUCGGUGGUCAGACCGCCCUGAACCUGGGUGUGCAGAUGAACCGUAUGGGUAUCUUCGAGCGCUACGGCGUCCGGGUUCUCGGAACCAGCGUCAAGACCCUGGAGACCAGUGAAGAUCGUGAUCUGUUCUCCAAGGCUCUGAACGAGAUCAACAUCCCCAUUGCCGAGUCCAUUGCCGUCAGCACCGUCGACGAGGCCCUGAAGGCUGCCGAGACCGUUGGAUACCCCAUCAUCGUUCGCUCCGCCUACGCUCUGGGUGGUUUGGGUUCCGGCUUCGCUGCCAACCCCGAGGAACUGGAGAACCUGUCUUCUCGUUCCUUGACCCUCUCUCCUCAGAUUCUGGUCGAGAAGUCUCUCCGUGGCUGGAAGGAGGUUGAGUAUGAAGUUGUCCGGGAUGCCGCCAACAACUGCAUCACGGUUUGCAACAUGGAGAACUUCGACCCUCUGGGUAUCCACACCGGUGACAGUAUCGUUGUUGCCCCCAGUCAGACCCUGUCCGACGAGGAGUACCACAUGCUCCGUACUGCUGCCAUCAAGAUCGUCCGUCACUUGGGUGUCGUCGGUGAAUGUAACGUCCAGUACGCUCUGCAGCCCGAUGGCCUUGACUACCGUGUUAUUGAGGUCAACGCUCGUCUCUCUCGUUCCUCUGCUCUGGCCUCCAAGGCGACUGGUUACCCUCUUGCCUACACUGCUGCGAAGAUCGGUCUGGGCCAUACCCUUCCCGAACUUCCCAAUGCUGUCACCAAGACCACCACCGCCAACUUCGAGCCCAGUCUGGACUACAUUGUCACCAAGAUCCCCCGGUGGGAUCUGAGCAAGUUCCAGCACGUCAAGCGUGACAUUGGCAGUGCCAUGAAGUCUGUUGGUGAGGUCAUGGCCAUCGGCCGUACCUUCGAGGAGUCCUUCCAGAAGGCUAUCCGUCAGGUUGACCCCAGCUUCCUUGGUUUCCAGGGUGACAAGUUCGAGAACCUUGAUGAUGUCCUGAAGAACCCCACCGACCGCCGCUGGUUGGCUGUUGGCCAGGCCAUGCUCCACGAGAACUACUCUGUGGACAAGGUCCACGAGUUGACCAAGAUCGACAAGUGGUUCCUUUACAAGCUCCAGAACAUUGUGGACUGCCACCACGAGCUCAAGGACAUCGGCAGCCUCUUCGGUCUCCAGAAGGAGAUCCUGCUGAAGGCCAAGAAGCUCGGUUUCUCCGACAAGCAGAUCGCUCUCCUUGUUGGCUCCAGCGAGGAUGAUGUCCGCGCUCGCCGUAAGUCGUUCGGCGUCCGCCCUUGGGUCAAGAAGAUCGACACCCUCGCCGCCGAGUUCCCCGCUGACACCAACUACCUGUACACCACGUACAACGCCACCUCCCACGAUGUUUCCUUCGAUGACCACGGUGUCAUCAUUCUGGGAAGCGGUGUGUACCGUAUCGGUAGCUCUGUCGAGUUCGACUGGUGUGCCGUUAACGCCACUCUUUCCCUGCGCGGCAUGGGCAAGAAGACUGUGAUGAUCAACUACAACCCCGAGACCUACUCCACUGACUUCGACACUGCUGACAAGCUCUACUUCGAGGAGCUCAGCUACGAGCGUGUCAUGGAUAUCUACGAGCUCGAGGCUGCCAGCGGUGUUGUCGUGUCUGUCGGUGGUCAGCUUCCCCAGAACAUUGCCCUCCGUCUGCAGGAGACUGGCGGCGCCCAUGUGCUUGGAACCGACCCCAAGGACAUUGACCGUGCUGAGGACAGACACAAGUUCUCCUCCAUCCUGGACAGCAUCGGUGUUGACCAGCCUGCCUGGAAGGAGCUCACCUCCGUCGCUGAGGCCGAGAAGUUCGCUGAGGCCGUUGGAUACCCCGUCCUGGUCCGCCCCAGUUACGUCCUGUCUGGUGCUGCCAUGAACGUGAUCUACAGCGUCGACGAGCUCAAGGAGAAGCUUCUCAACGCCAGCGCCGUCUCCCCCGACCACCCCGUUGUCAUCACCAAGUUCAUCGAGGGUGCCCAGGAGAUCGACGUUGAUGCUGUUGCUUCCAAUGGCAAGCUUCUGCUGCACGCCAUCUCUGAGCACGUCGAGCCUGCUGGUGUGCACUCUGGUGACGCCACUCUGGUUCUCCCCCCUGCCUCCCUGGAGGAGGCUGUCAUGGGUCGCGUCAAGGAGAUUGCUGAGAAGGUUGCCAAGGCUUGGAACAUCACUGGCCCCUUCAACAUGCAGAUCAUCAAGGCCGAUGUCGAGGGUGCCCAGCCCGAGCUGAAGGUCAUUGAGUGCAACCUCCGUGCCUCCCGCUCCUUCCCCUUCGUUUCCAAGGUCCUGGGAACCAACUUCAUUGACGUUGCCACCAAGGCCCUUGUCGGACGUGACGUUCCCGAGUCCGUGGACCUCAUGAGCGUCAAGCGCGACUACCUCGCCACCAAGGUUCCCCAGUUCAGCUGGACCCGUCUUGCUGGUGCCGAUCCUUUCCUCGGUGUCGAGAUGGCCAGUACUGGUGAGAUUGCCUGCUUCGGCAAGGACGUGGUCGAGGCCUACUGGGCCUCCAUGCAGUCCACCAUGAACUUCCGUUGUCCCGAGCCUGGUGAGGGUAUCCUGCUUGGUGGUGAUAUCACCAACCCUGCUCUGGCCCAGAUUGUUGAGUACCUCAAGCCCCUGGACUUCAAGUUCUUCGCUGCCAGCCCCGCUGUCAAGGAGCACCUUGAGGCUGCUGCCAACGUUUCCGUGCAGGUGAUUGAGUUCCCCAAGGAGGACAAGCGUGCUCUCCGUGGUGUCUUCGAGAAGUACAAUGUCCGCGGUACCUUCAACCUUGCCAAGACCCGCGGCAAGACCCUUCUUGACGAGGACUACGUCAUGAGACGUAACGCCGUCGACUUCGGCGUGCCCCUCUUCAUGGAGACUAAGACUGCUCUGCUCUUCGCCCAGGCCAUGAACCAGAAGCUGCCCCGUGCGGAAGGCAUCCCCGCGGAGGUCCGCACCUGGUCCAACUUCACCGGCGGCAAGCUGCUGUAAACGAGUGUUUACCGAACAAAAAAAAAAGGACAAAAGUUUGAUUUCAUACAUAUAAUUACGGUUGUGUAUUGGUUCAUCUUUCCAGGCACCGAAAAGCCGCCGUGUUUGGCGUAGCGGAUACGGGCUCCAUGUUGAUAUAGAUAUGUCGUUUGCUUAGCCCGGACAUUUGGGCUUUUGUGGAUCGUCUUUGCAAAGGCGAUAUGAGGAAUUACGGUCACGCGCUCUGUGGUUUUUUUUCCCUUUUGCUUUGUUUCUUUUGGCCUUGUGGGUGAUUCUUUCCCGUUACCUUUCCCCCAUCCCCACCUUUUUCACAGUCCAUAGUUUUGUAGGCCGGCUUUUGCGUGAGCGAAAAGUCACGGCUUGUUUUGAUUCGAGGUGGUGUGUAGUAUAGCAUGUUG